Molecule: messenger RNA, 1197 nt
Organism: Argiope bruennichi
Lineage: Eukaryota; Metazoa; Arthropoda; Arachnida; Araneae; Araneidae
Exons: 5
Coding region: 439-975 (178 amino acids)
Source: RefSeq, a predicted model, not a curated record
CUGAUUUUGUUGCUUCACACUUUAAAUACAGAGGCUAGAAAAUCCAGUUUUAUUCAAUGCUGCCGACGUGAUUCAUAUAUUCAGAAAACUCUCUGGACUUUUCUUCGCGUCCUCGGCCGCCUCAACAGAGAUUACAAUCCUCUGAUUCACCGCCGAGAGGAAUCCGGGCUUGAAAAGGGCAUCGAGGAGACUUGCGUUGAAGGGAAAGUUGCAGAAUUUAAAAUUACUUUAUUUCUUCUGGCAGCACUGACGACAGCUACAGUUUUAUCGUUUUACAAAUGGAAUAGAUUUCUCGUGAAAGGUCCGAAGCAAGACGAUGAUUUAAUUUUCUCCAGCUCAAAAGACAUCAAAACAUUGAAAAAUGAAGUUACAUUUGAUUUACUGCAGAAAUUAUUACGCCUUCAUACACUUUUAUCUGCUCUUUCAAAACAAAACUGUAUGAAAUCGUGGCUGCUCAACUUUUUAUUGAAUCAUCCGAGUAUUUUAAUACAGAAAUUUCGGAAAAUCAAACCGAAUUCGCCAAAGCUUUAUAAAAUCAGUCAUUUACCGGGAGAAAAAUAUUGGAAAGAAGUUGAAAGCGGGCUUAAAGAAAGUUUAGAAGCUCUAAAAAGAACAAUGUCCCCUGCUUCUAGGAGUCUGCACAGCGGGGAUACAAAGGACAAAUGCGUCCAAGUGAACGAGGAACUUGUCUUCCAUUUACUCGGAGAGGGCAUGGAUCUGACGAAUUCAGCUACAAAGCCCAGAGCUCCAGUGGAAGUUGGUGAAUUCAAUAACAUCCCUGCCUUUCGUGAAAAUCAACAAAUGGAAGCAGUAACUGACAGAAAAGAUCCUCUGAAACAAGCUAUUUAUUCCUCAAAAUGCCACCUCACCGAAAUUCCCUUGAUGGAAGAUCCUCAGUCCAGUCUGGAAGGAAGCACAUUAAAUAUACAAAUCGAAUUCGACAGGAAAGUGCUGCUUGGGAAAUUAGCGAAAUGAGUAAUUGCAAGUGAAUAAUAAAGUCUCGUUCAUUCAGACAGCGGUGUUUUCUUGUACUUCAUCAUUGAGGGGGAUUUUUUUCCCUUCAUUGUUGUACUUAAAUAUUAGUAUCGGAUUAACAAAGAAGCUACAUUUUUUUAAAAGGCAACAGUGUCGCAAACAUAAACGAAAGUGUUUUGCUUUUUUAUUGCAAAGAAUAUUUCAUGACAUGUUUUCCACCUG